Adineta ricciae is the source of this 1794-nucleotide messenger RNA. Lineage: Eukaryota; Metazoa; Rotifera; Eurotatoria; Adinetida; Adinetidae. The record is from the annotation of a GenBank genome assembly.
AUGAUAAGACUUAACAAGAGAAAACAAUUCACUAAAACACUUGAUCUCUUCGACAAGCAUCAUCAUCCUGAUGCAUUAACAGAUAGAAUUAUUGUUCAAGCACUUAAAGCUUGCUCUCAAUUAGGUUCUCUUGAACGUGGUCACAACAUUCACAAGCAACUAUCAAAUCAAUCCAAGAAUAAUAGGUUCAUCCAAGCAUCACUUAUACAUUUCUACAUGCAAUGUGGCCGAGUGAACGAAGCCCAACGUGUUUUCGAUUCAUGUGUCAAUAAAAAUGUGGCUCACUAUGGUGCGAUGAUGAAAGGUUUCGUACGGAAUAACAUGCCUGAAAAAGCAAUUGAGACGUUCAAAAACGUGGAUGACCCAAAUGAAAUUCUUCUCUGUCUUUUAUUUAAUAGCUGUGUUCAAGUUCGAACAGCGCAAGCAUUAGAUUUUGGUAAACGAAUAUGGCAUUCCGCUUCCGAAACUCAUCGUAAAGACGAGUAUAACAUCGUGGCUGCCUUUGACAUGUUCACCAAGUGUGGUGAUAUUUCCAGUGCAGAGCAAAUUUUCGACCGAAUGAAACGAACUGUAGUUAAUUAUGGACAAAUGAUGAAAUGUUAUAAUAAUCAUUGUAUGCAUGUGAAAACCAUUAACCUGUAUGAAAAGAUGAAGAACCAAAAUAUUGCAGCAAAUCUGGUCAUUUUUCUUCUUCUAAUCAAUGCGUGCGCUGAACGUGGGCUUGAACCACGUUGUCGAUUGAUUGCAAGUCAAAUCCCAUCUUCGAUGUUAUCUGAUCUGAAACUUCAAACUACCUUAAUUCACAUGUGGGGUAAAGUGGCAUGUGUGAAGGAAGCAAAACAUAUCUUUGAUAAAAUUGAUAAACCUAAUUAUAUCGCAUAUACUGCUAUGAUUAAUGCAUAUGGACUAAAUGGAAUGGGCUAUGAUGCAAUUCAGCUCUAUCAUCGAAUACCAAUGGAAAUGAGAGAUGCAAAAACACAUGUUUGUGUGUUGAAUGCUUGUUCACAUUCAGGUCUUGUUAAUGAAUGCCGUUCAAUUUUUGCAACAAUCCCAAAUAAAAACCACUACAUCUAUACAACAAUGGUCGAUUGUUUGAGUCGUUCAUUUUUGUUCGACGAAGCACAUCAACUGAUCGAAGAGUUUGAGCGUCAUCAACCUCCUAAUUUACUUAUGUACAUGUCCUUGCUGUCAGGUGCACGAAAUCAAAACGAUGUCUCCCUUGCACGACGAAUAACUCAACGAAUUAAACAACUGAGCCAUGUUGACAACGAUUGUCUCGCAUCGGCUUCUGUGCUUUUCACAAACAUCUUAGCAUCGUCCGGUGACUUGGAAGAAGCAUCACAGCUAAGAUUUGAAAUGGGCCAAUCAGGCAUCAGGAAAAAAAUGGGCUUAUCUUGGACUGAAGUCAACGGUGAAAUUGUGGAAUUUCGUGUCAAAGAUCGUACCCAUCCACGAACAGAAGAAAUCUAUGAUGAACUUCAUCGAAUCGAAAAAGAACUCAUUGAACACGGUCACAAGUUCGAUUCAAGUUGGAUAACGCGUGCGAUGAUGCCUGGUGAAACUGUAGCAUCCAUUCUCAACAGUCAUAGCGAAAGAUUGGCACUUGCAUAUCAUUUUAUUCAGCGACCAGUUCCAUCGCGAAUUCAAAUCGUGAAGAAUCUUCGCAUUUGCGGUGAUUGUCAUGGUGCAAUCAAGCUGAUCAGUCAAAUUCGUCGAUGUGAAAUUAUUAUUCGUGAUGCGAAUCGUAUUCACCAUUUUUCCGAUGGAAAAUGUUCAUGCAACGAUCAUUUCUAA